Theileria parva strain Muguga is the source of this 1584-nucleotide messenger RNA. RefSeq lists its product as uncharacterized. The record is from RefSeq and is a predicted model, not a curated record. The transcript has a single exon. Lineage: Eukaryota; Apicomplexa; Aconoidasida; Piroplasmida; Theileriidae. The coding region runs from base 1 to 1584 and encodes 527 amino acids.
AUGUCACUGUUCUUACUAAAAUUUAACUUUUUUUAUUUGUUAAUUUCUAUUUUACUGCAAGGUGUAGUAUUUCAACCUUGUAAUUCCCUUAAGGAAGUUGUUAAUUUAGAUAUUAAGUCAAAUUCACUCAACGAAGAUAUUAAAAAGAUAUCCAAGUUCAGAAAAUGGACAACUUUUAAGGUUAUAGAUCCAGCAAACAAGAGAAUUGGGGAGGUAAAAUAUGGAGAAAUAGUUAUAAUGAAGGAUACCAAAGACGAUAUAUCGGAAAGGAUUGUUUACUUCAAAGUAUUAAGACGUAUAUUAGAAAAAUACAUCAUAAAAGUAGUGACAAUUAUAAACGAUGUUCCUCGUACUGACGAGUUCAUAAUAAUAGACACGGAAUUUGACAAAAAAUGUAUAAAAAUAGUUAGGGAACCCAUUGACGUAAACAUUGGAAGGAUUGACAAAACUGUACUUAAGGUAAAUAAUACCAUAGAAGGAUGGACUGAAUAUGCUAUAAGGAAUGAAAUUACAACGCAGUAUAGAAUGGGUAGUAUAUUCGAAGGAAAUACAGUGAUAGUUUCAGAUUCAUCAAAUACCAAUAUCAGAUUAAGGUAUUUACACGUAUCACGACAUGUUGGAUACGGAAAUAUAAUGCAUCUGUGUAUUCCAUUUCUGAAAAAUUCCUAUCCGAAAAUAGUCAGGGUCUUUACUUAUUACAAUGAGGGUGAGAGAUCAUUUGAUGAGUAUGUACAAACGCUUAGAAAUGGAGUCAAAGUAUACACUGAACUGGUUAGAAGGUCUGCUAGUUUAGAUUUAUCAUCGAAAAAUAGAAAGUAUAUUAAAAAAACCAGAACUGAAUCAGAUAAUUAUUUGUACCUGAUUUCUGACAAGUAUAAAAAUUGGUGGAAAAUUGGGAAAGUAACUAACAAAUCAUUAUUAAUUAUAGAUGAUGACGAGAGUGUAAGAUUGAGGAGUGUUUAUACUCAUAUAGAUGAUUUGAUUUAUGAAUUUGUGGAGGUAAAGACCUGUUACAAAAGGGGUGACUGCAAAAAAUGUAAAUACGUAUUAGAGGAUAAUAAAUACAGAGAAUCUACUUGUAAAUUAGAUAUGGAUGACUUGAAAGAAAGUGCUUCCAGCGGAAACGUGUUCUCCUCAGACGAUAAACUUUCUAAUACUAACAAUCAGGACAAAUAUAUGAAGGGUAUAGUCUCAUUCGAUAAAGGAAAGACAUCUACUAAUGAUAUAGUUGUUGACGUGAUGAAUCCUACUUCAAACCACUUUACAAUAGAUAUGUUACCAUCGUCAAACGGGUUGUUUUUUUCACUAAAUAAAGAACUAAUGGGCAAAGAUAAUUAUCUGAGAAUAACCAAGGGAGACAAAUCACUUGUAAAUGUACAUUUGUAUAAAACAUCUGAGGUAGAGUUUAUAGUAAAAAUGGGAGAAAAUGAAGAACCAAGGGUAUUAAUGUGGGUUAAAUGCGGCAUGGAGCUUUUCAAGGACAAUGAAGUCAUAGUUAUAGACUCUCUUAGGAAUCGAGCAAUGUAUAUGUCAAACAAAAUAGACUCAAAGGUGAAAGAGUUUAUUGAUAAUAUCAUAAACUAA